AUGCCGGCCACCACGGGUCUGUCGCGGCGUCGAGAAGGCGCGUCUGCAGAGGCGCGUCGAGCGCGUACCUCGCUAGAGCGCUGUCGAACAGGCCGCGAGCGCCCCGACCUGGUCAAGCGAACGCCAGACGAGGACGGUAAGAGUGAAAACGCGGAUACCUCACCACAGGCAGCUGUACCUGGCGCCGAAGCGAUAAAACCUGCGACGCUGCUCCCAAGCCAGGCUUCUAAAACGGAAGGGCAUAUGCGUACCUGUUUGGUGCGCACUGAAGGGGUCCAGGCUCCCAUCGUUGUUGCGUAUACUUGCAACACAAAGAAGCAGAAGCCUUUUUUCGACGUUCUUCAACAGCUUGCAUUAUGUGAGGAAGAACGCUUUCAAACAUCAGCGGAGGCAAACGCGAAUACUGAGUAUCAAAGAGCUUUUCUGAGACCUAUUCUCCUGGUGGAGAUGGAUCUCGAAGAAGGUCCGUAUGCCCUCGAAAACAAUCAAAAGAAACAGCGAGAACCCCUUGCUUAUUGUCCAGAAUGUUGGGAUAUGGUGAUCCACAAACGUACCGAUGAUAUGGUAAUGGCGCAACGAGGCGACAAGAACGCACAGCGGAGGCUGGCAGCGCUCGAACGUAGCUUCAAAGCGUUCGCAGUACAGAAGCGCAUUCGUGGUCGAAGACCAGUUAUUGUCGACCCUGUGGACGCUGUUUGGACGUUGACGGAUCGCACGCUAUUUAGCAGUGUUUUGGACCAUUUGCUCGCAUCAGAGCAGGCCGCUGAUGAGCAUGGGACGCUUGCUGGUGCCAGCGGUAUUCUAGACGGUCACAGCUCUGUGAUUCGCCUAACAAAAUGGUGUGCGGGUUCCGCGGACCGUGGUGCACGGACGUUUUCCAGAGCAGCUAGUGAAGCGUUCACCCGACAACAGCGUACGACGCUGAAUGCUAGGUUUGGCAACGGCGGAGCCGCGGGGCCUGCUGGCUGUGAGCAGGGCCCUGUAUCGGGCGGCCUGACUGAUCCCGCAACAAAUCCUUGUCCUGAGACAGCGUCGAGACGUGAUGCGGAUCUUGAUAUAGAGGGUUCGUUCUACGAAACGAAAUGGGGAACCAUCGAAUUCCAGCGUGCGAUACCCUGGCUACAGGCCUGCCGACUAGCGAAGAUGCAUUUUCCACUUGUAGUGAAACGGCGAACUGCAUGUGGACCGCGUUCCUCCCAUGACAUUGCUUUGGUCUAUGAUGAGGAUGGUCUCGAGAGGCUUCUCACCUCAGAGCCUGCUUCCCGACACCAUCGAGACUCGAAUGCGAGCAGGCUCUUUGCUGGUGAUGAGGUGUACCUCCAGGAGUACGUCCCGCACGGUGAGGCUGUCUUUAAGAUUUACGUGCUUGGCAGUGACAAACAGGUGUCUAUUCAUGCGCGAAGCACGUUGCCAAUUCCACGAGGCACCGAUCGAGGUUAUAGAAUCCUGAACACAUACGACUUUGGAAAGUGUGCUGUCUCCGAGCCGCAAAUUCGAGCCACGGACCGCAUCGCCACUGACGGUGGGUAUCCCGAGCCACCGACGCCGGCUGACGCUGCCUGCCUCGUACGACUCGUCAUGCAGAAUUUGCAUGUGACACUUUUUGGGCUCGAUGUUCUUCGAAGUGUUGUUGACGGUGCGUUGUAUGUUGUGGAUUUGAAUUAUUUCCCGUCGUUCAAGGAUGUUCCCGAUGCCCACCACGGGCUUUUGACGUAUCUCCGUGAGCUCUACCUGAAUAGCACAGGGUAG
Cyanidioschyzon merolae strain 10D is the source of this 1749-nucleotide messenger RNA. Its product is annotated as similar to inositol 1,3,4-trisphosphate 5/6-kinase. Gene Ontology annotation, molecular function: inositol-1,3,4-trisphosphate 6-kinase activity; magnesium ion binding; inositol-1,3,4-trisphosphate 5-kinase activity. The coding region runs from base 1 to 1749 and encodes 582 amino acids. NCBI's taxonomy places the organism in Eukaryota, Rhodophyta, Bangiophyceae, Cyanidiales, Cyanidiaceae. Gene Ontology annotation, cellular component: cytoplasm. The record is from RefSeq and is a predicted model, not a curated record. Gene Ontology annotation, biological process: inositol trisphosphate metabolic process. The transcript has a single exon.